AUGGCGCUGUCUCUGGCCGAAAAGUGCCUCCAGAAGGAGUUCCUCCACCUUUCUCGGAACCCCCCAGAGCUGUGCUCCACAGGGCCCAUCACAGAAAACCUGUUCAACUGGCAGGGAAUUAUACUGGGGCCCAGGGACAGCCCCAAUCAGGGAGGAGUCUUCUUCCUUACCAUCCAAUUCCCAUGGGAGUGCCCCUUCAAACCACCCAAGAUCCAAUUUAAAACCCGAAUUUGCCAUCCGAACAUAAACCAUAAUGGGUGCGUCUGUCUGGACAUCCUUAAUGCUGAGUGGUCUUCCGCACACACAGUUUCCAAAGUAUUGCUCUCACUCAGCACCAUUUUAUGUCAUCCCAAUCCACACAAUAUUCUCGGUCCAGAAAUUGGGAAGAUUUACAUAUAUGAUAGGCCAAAGUAUGAGUUCAUGGCUCAAGUAUGGACGAAGACGUAUGUCAUGCAAUUUAACAAUUAA
Messenger RNA from Myotis myotis, 468 nucleotides. RefSeq names its product ubiquitin-conjugating enzyme E2 D4-like. The transcript has a single exon. The coding region runs from base 1 to 468 and encodes 155 amino acids. NCBI's taxonomy places the organism in Eukaryota, Metazoa, Chordata, Mammalia, Chiroptera, Vespertilionidae. The record is from RefSeq and is a predicted model, not a curated record.